AUGCCAUCCCCCCAACACCCACACAGAUCGAAGAGCCGCUACACAGACGCUACAGCUCUGUACGAGGAAAUCAGAAGUCUGACUCAAAAACUGGGCGCAAGUGAGAAGCGUGUCACCAAACGACGAGAGACAGCGAAGCGACUGCUGGAAAUCUUGUCCAAAGAAAAGAAUCGACAACGGCUCCAUGAACGAGGUCUCCACCUGGCCAUUCAAAAUAAGGGAUAUUCCCAUGCCAAGGCUCACCAAUAUGCUACUGGAGUCAUUUGGUCUCCCAUUAUCAACACUGCCUUUGCAUCAGCGACAUAUUUGGCCCAUGAACGAAAAGGAAAAUUGGAUCCAGAUGAUGUCAAAUUGCCGCUUCGGUUGCUCCAUUACAGCGACAGUGGGUCCACGUCAGGGGAAGGCAAUCAAGCCCGAUUGGAGACUGCCUGCAGACUCGAGGACCGUGAUAUCAAACGAAUUCUCAAGUUUUGCAUUGACAUGUUCAACAGCGAUAUCGCACGGCGCAUGGCCGAAAUGGAAAUCAUGAACACAUUGAUUUUCCUCUGUGAACGAGUCGAAUUUGUGGCCACAUUUAGACCCUCCACGGAACUGAUAUCCAUCAUGAAAAUUGUAGAAGACUGUCUCGAUUUGGAUACUGACGAUGAUGAUAUUGACAAUGCCGACAACAAAAGGAGACGGAAAAAUAGUGAUGCCGUCGUGGCCGCUGCCAGAAUCUUUGGUUCUGUUUUGGAAUCUUGUCAAGAACUGGGGGUUGCUCUCCAUCUGUUUGUCUCGGAAGGGAUUCAAUUAGUGUCAAGAUGGUGUGAGCAGAACAUGGAAGAGGUCAAAGGCAGUCCCAGGGAGCUCAGCUAUCUGUUCCGAGGCAUCAACACACUGAUGCGCUUUCACCCGGAACAAGCCAUUCAACCUCUCCAAAGGUAUGGUGCUCACAUUCUCAGGUAUGCUAAAAGAGCAUAUCAACAUUCUACACCCAUCAAUCGACAUGCCCUCCAUGGAUACUUCAUUGCUCACAUAAUCGUAGGUCAGCAGGCCGCGACCCUCCGGGGUCUCAUGCCGGGAGAAUUGGGGGAUCUGGGUGAAGCCACCCUCACAGCCAAGGAAAUCGGACUCAUCCUGUCCAUUGUGCUGUCAUCAUUGACGGCCGUCCAACCUACACUAACAGUCAAGAAUCGCAUAUCAUGGAAUACCCUCGAUGUGACUAUUCAACGACAUUUGGAAUUGUGCGCCAGACUUUUGGCUUGUGCCCAACGGCAGUUCCUGGUGGACCAAGAAUGGAUGCUCUUGGAGGACCCCAAUGCUUUCUUUGUACGGAUUGUGAAGGAAUUCUCGCGCGAUGACGAUGAGGUGAAGCGACUGUCAUCCUCCGACGCAACCUACCCGUCUUGUUCCCCUGCCAUCAUGGCGAAAUCACCGUGGGCCACGCAAAUUCUCGCACCACUCAUUCAAAAUUUUCCACUAGGAUCCAACAAAGGAACGGAUGCCACAGUACCAAUGGAUAUUGACGGCAGCAAUUCUCAAAGCUUGACACCAAGCUUAAGCCAGAGUCUGUCCCAAGGAGCAAGUUUAGGCAGCAAUUCGCAAUCAUUGCAACAUCCAUUGUUGGAAGCCAUCAAUGUGGUUGGAAAUAAUGAACAAUCUGAACCAGCAAUGCGAAGCAGUCGGGCUCUGCUCCUGAUCAUUGCCGCCUGCGCAGAAGCAUUUCCGUCAGGUCGAUGUUGGACCUCGACUUCGCACAAACACUGGUUCCCUUUGAACCCGGAAAAUCUCGACGUAGAAAGCACCGUCCAUGUCAAUUGUUCUUCGCCGACUGAUUUUGCUAUCCUGGUGCACGUAGUUUCCAAUGUGCUGGAAGCUUCAGGAGGUUCCAAUGGUGAUCAAGAGCUUCAAAUUCUGGCUCUGUUGUGUCUCAUUCGAUUGUCUGCCGCACACCGGGGUCUUGCGUCCCUGUUUCGACGAACUGAAAUGUCCUGUGUCGCUCCGGUUUGGAGAAAGGUGUGGGCGAUCCUUUUCGCAAGCAACAUGAGAUACUCUGCCUACACGGCCCAUGCGGCAGAAGGAUCCUGCGGGGAGUUGGUUGUGGUAUUGAUUGCAGAAAUAAUCCAAGGAUUCUGCACGGAUCCAACCGAAGCACUCUUGAGUUCAGCAUCCAUGACACGGUCUACAUUCCUUUAUCGCAAACAGGCUCAAGUGUGGGCGUUACCAGCAUUCAGAAAGGGCAAUGCACACUACACAACACAGGCUUUUGAACUACUGUUCGUCUUCUUGCACAAUCUUUGCCUUUCGGACGACGGAAAAGACGCCCUUCCAGACUCGCCUCCGUCUGCGAUUGAAGAUGCAUCGACAAUCAACGAUACACAGAGGCUGUCUGGAAGGCGCUAUCGACUUGUCUGCCUAUGUCUUCACGCCCUCGAUACAUUCAACCCUGUGAGUACUGACUCCAAACAAGCAGAACUCAUCAAAAUGGUGACUGCGUGCUUGUCGGCUCUGGUGAAUGGCAAGGGACAUUUGAUGAACACGACUUCAAUAUUAGAAAGCCAGAAUCGGACAUGGAUGAGGUCUUCCAUCUCGAACGACUUGCACAACAGAUUUUGCUUUACCGAGUUGCCCCAAUCCAACAAAGGAGCCUUGCAUCGGCACAGCUCUCUCUUCGAAAAGCUUUGGGUCUGCACUGUUCCCGAUCCGGGAGUCUCAUCCUUGCUUCUUCAACGCUUGGAAGAAUCUGUCCAAUCAGACUGUGUUCUUCAGGAAAAGUCACAAGUUAAUCAACUCGUCGGGUCCAGUCAAUCGGCUUCUCCCCACAUGGACUAUGUUUCCACUGUACAAUCAAACGCCUUUCUUGCCUUUGUACUCACUCAAGUCAAGCGCCUUUUGCGAAGUUGGAACUCUUCCCACGACGACAAAGGCAACAACGACGAGACAGAUCCACUGGACAGCCAACAAUCAGACGCCUUGAAAGCUUCCACAUAUGUGCAUUGUCUAUGGUUGAAGGUUUUGCUAAGCCUGUGCAAACUGAGGGAAAACGGAGAGCCGUCAGUGGAAAAAAAACUCUGGGAAGACUAUAUCAUCCAUUUACUGAAGAGGGUCAAGUCUGAUUUGCAUUCUCUGUGCGAGAACAGAGACGAAUUCUAUGCGGUUUUUGAACACACUCUGCAGAUUCUGCUCUUUCUUUCCGAGUUUUCGGCCACAGUCGCAACAUUUGAGAUGUCAUCGGUGUUGAGAAAGAGCAUCGCUGCCUUCGAUUCUCUCUGCGAAUCUUUGCUACUGAGCUUCUCCGGGGACGAGCCGGACAAAGAAACGACAUGGGACGAUGGGGACGAGUCUAUGGAGUCAGCAUCAGAAAGUGAACCCGAGGAAGAAAAGCGAACAAGCGUUAGGGAUCUACUGGAAGACAGUGAUGAUGACGAUGUUGUAAACAAAAGGACAGUGACAAAGCGCCCAGAACGUGGAAGAAAGGGAAGCAAGCGAAAAGCAAGUUUGUCAAAACAAAGGGGGGAGAGUCCGCGGAAGAAGAGAAAACAACAACCAUGCCCUCCAGAUUCGUCGUGUGCCAGCCUGGUAGGGUCGAUCGUGAUCGCUCUGAAGCCUUCGGUUGAAAGGUGCGAGCUCGUGGUUGAUUGUCUCCUACAAAACAUAGACAAUCAAGAGGUGGACCUCUCUCAGGCGUAUCACUGUCUGGAACUUCUAAGCGAUGCUUCAGUGGUGUUUCACGACAAUGCAGUGCGUCAAGUAAGCGGGUCUGCCAACACUGCGACUGAAGAUUCCUUCCGGCACCGAUCCGUAGUAUCGGUGUUUUGUGACGUCCUUGACGCGUUUCGCGCAAGUGCGCCAAAAGCGUCGUCCUUGCACAUGUUGGGCUUCCAGUAUUGUUGUGAAUGUGUCCGUCUGGGGGAAUCCGACUCACGAGGAAUACCGCUGAAUGCGGAUGAAAGCCGAGACCUGGUCGAGCGACUGAUGGCUGGUAAUGACGACGACAGCCUGAAGAUGCGACCCUACUUGCGAUGCGACAGGCUGUCCUCUUCGUCUUUUGCAUUCGAAGCAGGAAGUGAGACGUUCCGUGUGUCUAUGGAAUCAGUGUUCCCCAAAAUCCUUGUGAUCCCGUCGGUAAAAGACUUGAGUUCUCACGUAAGACGAGAAGCGUGCGGCGCGGUGGCAGCAGCGCUACGGGUUCUUUCUGAUAAAAAGAAGGUGGUGAAGUCCGUGCAAAACUUGCUCCCACCAAUUGCACUUACGUCCGACAAGGCCGAGAAGGCUGCAAAGGGGCAUAAAAGCUACAGAAAGUGGCAUGCUUCGUUCAAGCUUGGAUCUAACGACACACACUUUGAAAAUCGAGUCUGGGAGGAUGCCAUAAUAUCGAUGGAGGCUGGCUCGAUAGAUUGCCUCUCCGUUAUUGCCGGGGUAAACGCAGACACAACGAAAGACAUCGUCUACGAUUUCGUCAAGUUGUCGUCACGGCGACCCGAACUUGAAGCAGUUUGCUUCCGUGCAUGUAGCAAAAUCGCAGCAAUGACAGGGUACAGAAGCACAGAUGCAUUACUGCGUGAUCAGGGGGACAGUCUUGUGGGGAAAUGGCUAGAAAGCGGGGAAACAUUGGCUGAAAUACCUCUGCUGCUCAGUUCGCCCAAGUUGCUUGGUCUGCUGUUGAGGACCGGUCAACAAGCUCGAAUGUAUUCCGGGAAGCAGAAGCAGAAGGAAAGCGGUGUCGACUCGGACGACGAAGACCUGGAUAGCGGUUCAUUUGACGUGACGAAUCUGCGAGACGUCGCCACGGAUCAGUUUUGUGCGAGGCACAAAUCCUAUCUAGUACCACAAAUGAUCGUCCGCGUAUGCAGUGCUGUCGAGGAAGUGAAUGGGGAACCACAAAGUGCCAUGACGAGACUCGCCAAUGACAAGCUUGUACGAGAACUGAGUGUCUGUUUGAGAGGAAACCAUGACGAUGCAACAGUUCGUUCUUUGUUGCAAGGUCGAAUGCAUGAUAUCGAGGCUCUAUGCGCUCCCAUGGCCCACGGAAACCUGGCAGAUUUUGGAACAAGAAUAAUGGAGUUCACCUCUAGUUGCCUUUCAGAGGAUUCCAAAGGGAAGGUCUCCUCCGCGAAGGGGUCUGACAAACCGCAUCUGGCGGUUCGUCGAAUAUUGGAAGUGAGCGGGAUGGAUAGUUCGCAAGUCUUUCCAUCAGCGAUAGUUCAUGAAGCAUUCGCAGAAGCCAUCUCCACAUUUGUUGCUAAGUUGAAGCCGGCAAAGGAUGGAGACAUACUCUCGGCAGCGGGAACCAGCUUGACUGAAUGCUUUUUGUAUGCGCGACAGUGGCUGUCCAAAGCAACAUUGUCAUUGCAAAAGGAGAAAAGAUGGGGGCCUCUAUCAGUUUUGUUCGAUCUGAUGCUCGCGCAGGUCCGUGAAAAGCGUUUCAAGCAGACACAACUUGCAUUCGGUGUCAACGUUGCCAUAGAUGUUGUGCUCGAUCGACAGCUCAACUGCAUUCGUGGCAAACCCUUGGGCGUCUUGAAGCAAGUCCUCAACGAGGUUAUUGACGCUGCCGAUGCUAAUGAGGCAAGCUCCCUGAAAACAGAGUUCUUGUCUGUAUGCCGGCGCUUGGUGGGUUCGCUGAUGAAAACACACCAAGAAUCGCAGCAAGAGCUGUUGGAGACGAUCAAGGGGAGAGCCAACACGAAGCUCUCGUCCUUGAGACGAAGUGUUGGUCUUCUGGGCUAUGGGAGCAAUCCCAACGAAGGGGAUGGUGACGUAUGGGGUUGGGACGUGGGCACCAGCAAACGCUGGGACUGGCCCGAUUUUAUUGAUCAAGAGUUCAAGAGCUUCGAAGCUGACCAACAUCGUUUGAUUGUUGACUCGAUCACGGGAACCUUCGACCUGCUCAUUGCCCUUUUCGAAAAAGCAGAGGUGCUGGGUCUCGGGAUUGAAUACUUCGUGGGAUGCAUGCCUCCGUUUUCUCUGGGCUCAACCGACCAAGACGCGUUUUCAAAAUUAGACAAACGAUACUGUGCGCAGACCAUAGCGUCAGAUUUCAUCCGACGAAGCCAAGACAACGCCGUAAACCUCAGUCAAUCCAUUCUGUUUGCACUUGGGCAAUUACAGAACCGUUCGUCGUGGAUGGAUGAAUUCGCAGACGCUGAAAAGGGGCAUGCUAUCAGGGAAGCAGACACAUCAGAUCUCACCAUUUCUCAAUGGAUGCUCAAAGCGGAACUUUUGCAACUGGAAAACAAGCUUCGACGAUGGCGUAUGACACGUACGGUCGAUAUACACGGCGAUGAUCUCCAGAGCCUAAUUCGGGAACUGUCCUUUGUUUGUGGGGCCUCCUGUCCCCAGCCGUUGCAAACCGCAGCAUCCAGAUGUCUUGGGGAGAUGGAUAUCAGGAUGCUUGGCAAGAGGUCCCCAAAUGGACAAAGGGAAAAUAAAGAUUGGUUGACUAGAGCUCUCGACGAUGACGCUGGAAGUGUGUUGCUUGGGGCUCAGGCCAAAGCAAUUGAAGUCCUCGCUGGAUAUCUUCAGUCGGGCCAUUCAGGUGUUGCCAUCGCAGCCUUUGACACAAUUGUAGCUUUGCUCUCUACGCAAGAUGGAAGCGACUGUUGGCAACUCGUGGACGCGAAGACAGUGCGGGAGCUAGAGCCCGUGCUGUCCAAGAAGAAAAGAGCAAUCAACAGCAGCAGAUUGCACCUGUCGAAGCUAAAAAUCAAGUCAAUCCGGGCUAAGACCGGACUUGUUCUCGAAAAGUCUGACGAGGGCCGAGAUUGGUGCUGGAACAAAAGCCUUUGGCUUUGCGAAGAGAAUGUCUCCUAUGAGAGUUGGAUAUGCGAUCUGGUGCCAGCUUUGAUUGAAUGCUGCUACAGAGGACAGGAACGUCCAGGCAGCAUCUUUUUCUCCUACUGCCAAACGAUCGCCUCCAUCGCCCCGAACUUUGCUGAAACUGUGUUCUUUGCGAUGGUGUUCGAUCUCCUCGAAGAAAAGAAAGGCGUGGAAGACUCCCCUCUCUCCUCCUCGAGAUACGGCAGUGUUCUAGAUGAUACCUGGAUGGGACGUGGUGACUCUGUUGCAAACAGAGAGCUCUCUUCUUGUUUCGAGAUAAUCUUGGGUACUACAACAAGCGAUCCUUUGGCUGUGUGUCUUGCGCUCGACACCGUUGAUUUGCUCCGACGGGCAACGCAGACUCACUUCCAAAAGUCAGAAAACCAUAAGAGGAAUUCCAAUGCGAUAUCAACAUCAUCCAGCAAAAGUGCUCGCAAAACUUCUCGCAGUUCAAAGAAUGGCAGUGAAGGCGACAAAGCCGACGACCAGAAAGAACACAACAAAGGUCUCGAUGUCAUGUUGCCUUGGAAGGGCGUGCCAUAUGGCACUGUUCUAAUGCUUAGUGGGGGGCUGGUCGUAAAAUCGUGUAUCAGGGUGAAGCGGUAUGAAUCUGCUGUUUUCUACUCAGAACUCUACUUCGAGAGCUGUUUUGCUGGCAGCUCCGCAAUUAUGCAGCGCCUGGCCCAAGACUUUUCCGAAGGAAGCUCCAGGGCCAAGCUGCUCUCAAGGGUUGAUAUCAGCGGGUUCUACGACAAUGGAGCUGCUUGCGAUGAAUCAGAAAUUAGAGAAAGAGCUAUUUCGGCUUUGGGGUGGCUUUCAGAUUGCUUCAGGGAAAUGAAGGAAGAGGACUCGUUUCAAGCUGUCGCACGACAAUUGACGGACCUGAAAUACAGCAACAGCGACUCACUUAUGAUGGACGAUGAAACUGAAGUUGGUCACGUUUUUGCUCCCUCUUUGAAUGACCUUCAAAAGCUGGACUCGUUCUCUAAUCUGUCGCAGAACCAGGGGGCGCUUUCUCUUCAGACUGCUGAUACUAUCGAAUCGCUUGGCCUGCGCAAUCUGCUGCAGCGCUACAUCGGUUCGAUGGCGGUGUCCGAUGCGAUGUCGCCGGAAGAAUUACAGAGACUGCGAGAAAAAUGGUUCGAAAGCCGUCUGUACAGUAUGAACUGGAACCGCGCACUCUUGGACGGGAGUGGCGCGAAUGACAGGACCUUCGGCCAAUUGCCAGUGGGAAGGACACGACACGAAAGUCUGAUUCUCUCGGAAUCGAACGAAGCUGGAUUCCACGAAGCGGUUACCAACGCUAUGAGUGACUUUGCCAGGGGUGACUUGCCAUCAUGUCAAGGUCUUUUGAAAGAUGCUAGAUCAAAAGUUGUGGCGAAUGAAGACUUCUCCAUGCGGGCACUUCACGGUCUCGUUGAGAGGCUACAGUUCGUCAACGACCUUGAAAACCUCGCACAGGGUAUAGAUUCUCCCCAGUCGCUCCUAAAACGUUGGGGCUUUUCACAAGAAGCUGAGAAUGAUUCACCAAAACUGAGGGCGUCAUUUGACUCUGCUGAGUUUUCCCCUCACAUGCACGAAGCUACCCUGCGAAUUCUCAGGUUCAAACAGUCUACAGAAGGAGCGGGCUCAACGCUUGACCCGCACUCAUGUCUAAUAGAGCAUCUCAGCAUCUUCAGUCGUUGGUGCAGAGACAGGAAGUUCCUAUCGGUCGCGGAGGCCACUCUUCAGCGCCUACGUGGUGUGCUACAAGCAAAUGAUGGUACUGGCGCCGACGGACACGUGUCGCUGAAAAUGGUUUUGUGGAGUCGGUUGGAAGAGGCAAGUUUGUGCUACAGUAAGGGGGAAUUUACAACAGCGAUUCGUCUGUCACAGCAGCUUAUUCGGCUGCUGCAUAACGAAAAGAAGCAAGAGGAGAGCAGUCUUCCUAAGGUUGACUGCGACUGCCUUUUGGCGGACGCUCUCGUCAGCUGUGGGAAUUGGUUGUCGGAAAACAAGAUUGAGCCAGCUGAAACAAUAUUGAAUACUUUCCUCUUGCCCUCUUCCAAAAUCGCAAGGAGAAUUGCCGUGGAAACUUCAAGCCAGGAAAAUGGGAAACGGUACCUAAAUGCUCAAAUUGCUCUUGCUCGCUUGACAUCGGGCAUGUACGACUCUGUUGCCGCUCGAGUCAAAAGCACCGAAUGGCAAAAGGCGGGAAAAUCGCUGGCCGAACGAGAACAAGAGCUCCGGCACUGUGAGGCUCUUGUGAAGGAGAGUCGAAGCAAGCCUUCGAAGUCGAAGUCAUUCCAAGAGCAAACAGAGCUCGUGCAUUACCAGAGACAGCUGGCUGGGGAAAUUAAGGUCACAAAGGAGGUAAGAGAGAAGACUUCAGGGUCUAUGAGAAUGUACCUCGCGAUGGCAGUCAAAGCCUUUUCCUUGGCACUGGAAGUUUCCGGGGUCGCGGAAGGGUCAGAUAUGUCCAGGCAUGUAUUCAGGUUGGUCUUCUUGUGGCUGAAGAUGACUGAAGGCAAGGAGGACUUUGAACUUACUACGACAGCUGACAAGUCGAUCAGCCGGGUACCGUCAUACCGAUAUGUUCCACUGACAACACAGCUUUUUGCACAGCUCGGUCAAAAGGACCGCAGCCCAUUUCAAGCGACACUGCAUAAACUUGUCGAAAGGAUGUGCCUGGAACACCCCUACCAUUGUCUUGUGCAGCUCAUUUCCGUUUGCAACGGAAAAGAAGUCGGAAGCGGGGUUGGUGGGCGAGGGGCUGAACAAUACAUGGAAAACGUGAGCCUUUCUCCACGAGUAAAAGCGGCGACAGAGAUUGCGUCGAGGAUAAGGAAAGCUCCGUCAUAUGUGGGAGAGUUGCUGGACAACUAUCAGACCCUCAUGAGUUCCUACAUCCAGCUAGCAAAUGCUCCCACUGCCAAGCUCGUGGAACAGGGGAAGACAAAAAAUGUCGCUUUGGCUCAAGCGGGAAGAAAUAACCGUUUGGAUCGUUGUCUGAGUGGUCGAUCGUGCCUUCCUUGUGUGCUGACGAAGCCUCCACCAGUGCGAACUGGCCAUGACUACGGCGAAGGCAAAAGUGACCCAGUUGGAGGCGAAAGGAUCCAAACCUUUGACAGACCGAAAAUUGUCAUCUGCCAAGGUUCGCAAGGCGGAAGAUUUAGGCAGCUUGUAAAGGGCGAAGAUGAGAUUCGGCAAGAUGCGGUGAUGGAACAAGUCUUCACUUACGUAAACGAGCUCAUGAGUCGCCGGGGCGAGGCCGGAUCACCAGGUACCAAAGCGAGGAGCGACUUGAAUUUGGUGACGUACAAUAUCAUCCCAUUGAGCCCUGCAAGUGGUGUAUUGGAAUGGGUUGAGAAUUCAAUGACGUUUGGAGACUCCAUCCUGGACGGAAAGACGUCCCGAGGGCAAGUACUUGGGACCCAUUCUAGGUAUUAUCCCGGGGAAUGGGGCCACGCCAGGUGUCGCCAGCACUACGCCCAGAGUCCUUCAAAGGAAAAACGUGAGACUUUCUCAGUGAUCUACAAGUCUUGGUCUCCAUCAUUUCGGUUCUUCUUCAUGGAGAGGUUCGGCCACAGUUUGAAGGACUGGUAUACUGCGAAAAUGAGAUACACAAAAUCUGUUGCGAGCAGUAGCAUUGUUGGUCACAUCCUGGGAAUUGGAGACCGACACACGAACAACAUUUUGGUUUCUCAGAUAACGGGUGAGGUGAUCCACAUUGAUUUUGGCAUCGUUUUCGAGCAAGGAAGGGUUUUGGCCGUUCCUGAAGUUGUCCCCUUCCGACUGACGCGGAAUAUUGUAGAUGGGAUGGGGCCAACCGGAACGGAGGGUGUUUUUACAAAGUCCGCCGAGGCUACUGCGGCUGUGCUUCGAGAGAAUGCCAAUGCGCUCUUGACGAUUCUGUCGGCUGUUGCCUCGGAUCCGCUAUAUCGAUGGUCGGUAAGCCCUGUAGAAGCCCGACGACGGCAGCAACUGGCGGAUGACGAACAACAACCAGUGCCCAAGGGGAGACGCAAAUCGGGGUCUGCUAGCAUUCCGCAAACAGAAUCGACGACGGGGGAGCGAAAUGAAGCUGCCGAACUGGUGCUUGCCAAGAUUAGGGAGAAACUUCAAGGCUACGAAGAGCACUCCGUGGAGGGACAAUCCAUCGAGGGGCAAGUCCAACUUUUGAUCAACUCAGCCCGGGAUCCCAACAACUUGUGUGUAAUGUUUGCGGGUUGGGCUCCUUGGGUCUAA
Seminavis robusta is the source of this 11025-nucleotide messenger RNA. NCBI's taxonomy places the organism in Eukaryota, Bacillariophyta, Bacillariophyceae, Naviculales, Naviculaceae. The record is from the annotation of a GenBank genome assembly.